AUGUCAGUAAACGCUUCGACCAUCGCCGAGUUCUCUGCUCCGGGCAACCUCGACGAGCUUACACCGGCUAACCGAUCAACCUGGUCUCGGGAAUUCAUAUCUCAAUGGAUGAACGAUGAGAUCGAGGGUAAUCAUCAGGGCCGGACACCUCUAACCCAGUUCUUCAACGGCACCGUCACCGCGUAUGACGUAGACCAGGCAGGUGUCAAUAUUGUGUGGAACGGGUUUCCAAACAGGAUCGCCAUUCGGUUUGGUAAUAAUGAUGAAAGGCGUUGGAAGGCCGCCGACUCUAGUCGAGACGUCCAGGAUGAAUACCUCGAGUGGUCUCUCAUUCGCGACAACGAUAACAACAUCAUAAGCGUGACAUUCACCUGUGAAGGUCCAGAAUACUGGCAGUUCUUGGGGUCUGAUCAGAGAGAUACUCUUGUAUCUAACAUCUACCAACUGAACUCUCCUCUUCUUGAUGGCGUGAACAAGAGACAAUUCUUUAGUGUUGAUCGCAAAGACCCCAACAAUCAACAGAAGUGGAUCUACAACCCUAACAACAAAUACAACUCAUCCACCACCACCGGCACGAUAACCCAUCUGGUCCAAGACGCAAACACAUUAGGAGCCGAAAUUGACAUCGCCGCGCAAGCUACUGUCCUUCGCAAAUCACGUAGUACGGGCCAACCGGUCACCGAGUCAGACCAGUUGAUCCGAUGUUCGAGGUAUGGCGAUCCCGACCGAAACUCAGACCCCCGUAUCGGGUUCAAGAUCAAUCAGCUUGCUCUUACCGGGGCUUCCGUCUCCAUUGCGGACCCGGUUGGGCUUUACAUGCACGAAUUUGACACCAGCAACUUCAAGCUUGACCCGACUGGAGACGGUGAAUCUUUACAAGACAUUCCGGAAGGAACAUUCACGUUUCAGCGCGGCGAUAUUGACAAACAGCAGGGCCUGCGGUUGAAGAUACAAAUCCCUGCGGGCACCAAGAAUGAAGAAGGCAGGCAGCUAACAGUCAGUGAUAUCUACGACACAAAAGAGGAAAAGCACAUCGCCUUUGGCGCCCAGUUUGCCGACUAUAUCACCAUGGGUGUCCAUGGGGUGGCGAUUACCGGCGGCCGUCCAGCUACAGCGGAGCCCUGCUUGAGGCCAGCUGGUGUGGCGGCAUCGGCAGCGUUUGAGGACAUGGUACCGGAGCUUCGCCAGAAGAUCCAGGACCAAGCCUCUCCCUUUAAGCGGAUCUGA
Messenger RNA from Endocarpon pusillum Z07020, 1227 nucleotides. RefSeq lists its product as uncharacterized. The transcript is spliced from 4 exons. NCBI's taxonomy places the organism in Eukaryota, Fungi, Ascomycota, Eurotiomycetes, Verrucariales, Verrucariaceae. The record is from RefSeq and is a predicted model, not a curated record. Bases 1 to 1227 code for a protein of 408 amino acids.